GCCGCGGGCAGAGGGACUUGUCGUCAUCUUUCACUCGCAGAUGUGGCGUUGCGCGCGCCUACGACCUGCCUUCGCGCGGAACACACGUACCCUCAGUCAACAACAAGCUAGAAACAUCAGGAUGUCGGACAAGGGACCAAAGAUCCUCUCCGCGGAAGAGAUGAACGUGUCCGAGGCGAAGUGGAUCACGCUCAAGAAGCUGAACUGGAUGGAUGCGGAGGGUAAGAAGCGCGUCUGGGAAUGCGCAGAGCGCAGAACGCGCAAGGGGUCUGGGAUCGAUGCUGUGUCGAUAUUCGCACUGCUUCGCUCGAAGAAGAACGCCUUCCCUCUGUCUACUGUCAUUAUCGAACAGUACAGACCACCCAUCGACAAGUUUAUCAUCGAACUCCCAGCUGGUCUCAUCGACGAGAACGAGACCGCUGAGCAGGCCGCCUUGCGUGAGCUCGAGGAAGAGACUGGCUACAAGGGCGACCAUGUCACCCUGUCUUCACCCGUCAUCGUUGCCGACCCAGGCAUGACGAACGCGAACAUGAAGCUCUGCGUCGUUUCCGUCGACGUAGAGGACGACACGGUUCCUGAGCCCAAGCUCGACCCCGGCGAGUUCAUCGUCAAGCGGGUCGUCGAGUUAUCGAAACUCAUGGACGAGCUCGAGGAGUAUGACAAGAAGGGCUUCGUAGUGGACGCUAGGCUAUAUCACUUCGCAUCGGGAUUGGUCAUGGCACAGAAGAUUAAGGACGGCCUUCUGUGAGCCAACUCACCCAAAGUCGAGGAGAGAACACAAAGGACAAUGUACAUUAGGAAUUUGUGGCAAAGACUUCGCCUCUAGGAGCGGACAAGCUCCUGAUGAAUUGGGAAAAAAUCGAUUCGUCGCGAACACCCACCGCGUCCUUCACAGUGAGUAUACUUGUU
Messenger RNA from Schizophyllum commune H4-8, 909 nucleotides. RefSeq lists its product as uncharacterized. The transcript has 8 exons. Lineage: Eukaryota; Fungi; Basidiomycota; Agaricomycetes; Agaricales; Schizophyllaceae. Gene Ontology annotation, molecular function: ADP-ribose diphosphatase activity. Gene Ontology annotation, cellular component: nucleus. Gene Ontology annotation, biological process: ribose phosphate metabolic process; nucleoside phosphate metabolic process. The coding region runs from base 122 to 748 and encodes 208 amino acids. The record is from RefSeq and is a predicted model, not a curated record.